AUGUGAGCAGUCCGGGACCAAUGAGCCGUCUCCAUGGCCAGGCUGCCCUCUGCGUCAGUGCAGCUGCUUGCAAUGAAACGGGGCCCGAGCUGCUGCUUUCCCACACCGAGCCCAUGGCCCGCCUGGUGAACGUGAUAUGACAGCUGCUGCCCCGCUCCGCACUCCUGCCAGGGGGCACAUCAUCAUGUUCGUCUACGACAACAGCUUGGAGGAAAUCAACAAGAGCAUGGAGGGGCUGGUGGGCGCUGGCAACUUCGCCGCCAAUUCCUGCAGAAAUAUAAUGGCUCAUUCGACCCUGGGAGGCCACCCCUCUAAUUUAAUGCACGGACCUAGUUAUUCGACGGUGGACAUGCACGGGUCUGGGAUGGCAGAAGCUAACAAACAAUGCAGCCCUUGUUCUGCGGUCCCCCAAGGGUCACCAACGACACCUUUACCUUAUGCGUAUUUUGGUACCGGGUACUAUCCUUGCCGCAUGGGAAGAGGAUCUCUAAAAUCCUGUCCCCAGCCAGCCUCUCUGCCUACUUACCAGACAGAAAAAUAUAUGGAUACUCCUGCUGUAAGUGAAGAAUAUCAAAGCAGAGCCAAGGAAUUCGCGUUUUACCACGGCUACCCCGCCCCCUACCAGCCAGUGGCUAGUUACCUGGACGUUUCUGUUGUUCAGACUAUCGCUGGGCCUGGAGAGCCCAGACACGACACUCUGUUGCCGAUUGACACUUAUCAGUCUUGGACUUUAGCGAACGGCUGGAACAAUCAGAUGUGCUGUCCAAAGGAACAGCCGCAGCCCGAGCAUAUUUGGAAAUCAGCGCUGGCAGAUGCAGUAGGCCAGCCACAGCAAGACAUCAGCCCCUUCCGUCGUGGCAGGAAAAAGAGGGUCCCUUACACUAAGGUCCAGCUGAAGGAACUGGAGAAGGAGUACGCAAGCAGCAAAUUUAUCACCAAAGAAAAGCGAAGGAAGAUCUCUACGGCGACCAAUUUGUCAGAAAGGCAAAUCACAAUUUGGUUCCAAAACAGGAGGGUUAAAGAAAAGAAAAUUGUUGCUAAAAUCAAAACCAACAGUUCAUAGAAAAAAGGGAAAGACAACAGCUGAACUUUACGUGCCAGGGGCCAUAAAGGAGGACCCAGUGUGGAAGCUUUUGUACAAAUCUUUAAAAUGAAAUGAAAGGAAAAUCCAGUUGUAAGCUUAAUCAUUUUUUUGUUAUUGUGAACCCAGACCGAGACUGUCUCUGAAGGUGUAAAUAAGGUACCGUGUAAAAUAAAGUGUAAUGUCAUCUGGCAUUUCAGUACGAACACACAAAGAGAGCGGCCCAGAGGGCUGACUAAGCGAAAUAAAGUUAAAAUCUGUAUGUAAGACGACACUAUCUUAUACACAGCACUUCUGACUUUAGUAAAAGGGUAUGUUCCGAACAAAUAACCAAAUAAUGAUAGCAGAGCAGAGACCUGUGGAUAAUAAUCCGCAAUGGCUGCAAUGUAUUUUAUAAAAAAUGUACAAAAAUGUAACAGUUAAAUACUGUAAUAAAGACUGAUCCAUACUCAUUUAAAUAACUCUAAGAGUAACUAUGUAAUUUGAAUAUACUGAAUUAAACAGAAGUAAUUUUUACUAGUAAGUUACUGAUAUCCCUUUUUUAAGCUUUGCAUUUUGCAAUGAUGUUUUGUGACAGAAUUCAGCUUAAAAGGCAAGCAAAUAAAAUAGGGUGCUCUUGGGAAAAUAGCUCAGGAAUUUAUGUAGAAGGAAGUAGAAUUUCAGAACUAUGUUUGUAUUUUGCAUCAAAUCGGUUGAAAAUAUUAAGUAUAUGUUAAAAUAAACAAUAGGGGAUAAACAUUACCUGCGUUUUAACAUAAUAGAAAAGUAAUAUCCAUUAGUAAAAUCACAACAAAACGCAGUUCACAUUUCAGCACUGCAAAUGUAAGAGGGCUUAACAUGAUUACACGUGUGCCAUUUUAAAAACUUUUCCAAAAACUCAACAACAUUUAAACAAAAAUCCAUCUUCUACGCAUUUGGUUCUCGUUUAUACUGUCAAAAUGCACAUGCAAUACCAGCCGAAUAUUUGGCAGACUCUCAAGACUGCCUUUAUUUAUUACUUUUAAUUGUACUUAAUUUACGUUUUGUAUCCACUUUGGUAAAGGCAUGUGGGCAGGUAAAUUAUUACUGAGCUUAAAUAUAAAUAACCCGAGGAAAAUAAUGUAAAUAUUUCGAGAAUUUAGUGGAUUUAGCAACUCCAAAUGCACAAAAACAAAAGGCUCUACACGCACACAUCCCCUCUAAACACACACAGAUAGGAGCUUUUCAAAAAAAUGAUGUGCGUUUCCCUUUGUCAGUCUACAUCACCGCUAUUUAGUAAUUAGAUAAAAUGGUAAGCAUGGUGAAGUUUUCCAAAUCAUUUGUACGUGCAUGUAUAGAUGCAUGCCUGAAUUAUACCUAAAACACCGCUUGGAGUUUUGAUACAC
This is a messenger RNA of Protopterus annectens (West African lungfish), 2445 nucleotides long. It is a transcript of the gene HOXB13, whose product is annotated as homeobox B13. Gene Ontology annotation, molecular function: DNA-binding transcription factor activity, RNA polymerase II-specific; RNA polymerase II cis-regulatory region sequence-specific DNA binding. The transcript has 2 exons. The record is from RefSeq and is a predicted model, not a curated record. Gene Ontology annotation, biological process: regulation of transcription by RNA polymerase II. Lineage: Eukaryota; Metazoa; Chordata; Ceratodontiformes; Protopteridae. Bases 137 to 1063 code for a protein of 308 amino acids.